Funneliformis caledonium is the source of this 398-nucleotide messenger RNA. The record is from the annotation of a GenBank genome assembly. Lineage: Eukaryota; Fungi; Glomeromycota; Glomeromycetes; Glomerales; Glomeraceae.
GAAAGAAAAAAGAACAACUUGGGAAGGUGAUAAGUUUAGCUAAAGAGAGAGAUAAAAGGAUUCCAGAAAGCCUAAAUUUAGAAUAUUCAUCUAUAUACUUCGAUCAUGAUUAUCUAGAUUUGAAGCAAAGAGCUUUGAAAGUAUAUAUAAACACUUUUUACAGAGAAGCAGGAAACUCAAAAUCUCUAAUUUUUCUUCACGAAUUAGCUGAAAGAACUACUUUAGCGAAGAAAUUCAACCUUAAUCUUGUCGCAGAAUUCAUGACAAAAAAAGUAUUUAGAAUAAAAUAUGGAGAUACUGAUUCUUUAUAUCUCACUUGCCUAGAUAAGUAUUAUGAAAAAUGCGAUGAAGCCUUCUCUAAAAAGAGCUUUCUAAAAAAGCAUAUUGGACUGAAAUAG